CUACAAUACGGACCCCGCGAUGUAGUAAUAGUGGCUCUUUGUGGCUGAGUGUUAUGCCCGCCACACAACUUUCGUCGCUGGAGUCACACUCGCCAGUAAACUUUCUCCAUGCACCGUCAUCGCUUACUGCUCUACCUUUACCGCCAUUAAAAGGCCAUCCAGACGCCGCCUCCGCCCAUGUUUCGGUAUUACCCGUAAGAGGAGAAACCGGCGACUAGAAAUAAUGAACUCGCUAGAUAACUGCAUUCCUAUUGCCCAAUCCCGAUAUUAGUGGUCAUAAACGGCGACAAGUCACAACAUCAGCUCAAUAUGUGUUCGCUGGCAAGCAUAUGGAUAGAAUGGGACCGGAAAAGCGGAAAAUUCUUAGGCAAUUACCAAUCAAGAUCCUCAUUCUACUAGGAGCGUUCGUCAGUGCGCAGAAAAUUCGCGAUGCCAAAUUGAAACAAGUGGAAGCGCUCUGCGAAGCAGCUAAAGUCCGCCUUGGCCCGCUCAUGCGGAGCUCCCGUGACGAGAAUUUUCAACGCUUGUACGGGGAGAUUAAUGGCCUUCGUGAGUCCAUCCCCGCCCAAAUAUCAGGCAAUCUAACGGCCACGACGAGCUCCGCCGUGCUCGAGAAUAGUGAGACGCACUCUUGCCUACUCCCACGUCGAUUCAUUAUAGGACGAGCAUCGCUGAAAAUUCGCUCGGCUACCAGGUACCAAUCUCUCGUAGCACCCGAAGGCCAUUGCUACCGCGACCCCAACAGCCUCGACGGAUGCCUCUCCGUCAACGCCAGUUGUUUCCUUUAGUCGUCUGUUCCCUUCGCCGAGUAUCUUUCAGGAUCCAUGUCUUGGGGAGAGUCUCUGUCGUGCCAUUGCGGCAAGCUAAUAUUGGCGAUCCGACUCGACUUAC
Messenger RNA from Lasiosphaeria miniovina, 891 nucleotides. RefSeq lists its product as uncharacterized. The record is from RefSeq and is a predicted model, not a curated record. The coding region runs from base 330 to 788 and encodes 152 amino acids. The transcript is spliced from 2 exons. NCBI's taxonomy places the organism in Eukaryota, Fungi, Ascomycota, Sordariomycetes, Sordariales, Lasiosphaeriaceae.